This is a messenger RNA of Nelumbo nucifera (sacred lotus), 2106 nucleotides long. RefSeq names its product putative protein phosphatase 2C 60. The record is from RefSeq and is a predicted model, not a curated record. Gene Ontology annotation, biological process: protein dephosphorylation. Gene Ontology annotation, molecular function: cation binding; protein serine/threonine phosphatase activity. NCBI's taxonomy places the organism in Eukaryota, Viridiplantae, Streptophyta, Magnoliopsida, Proteales, Nelumbonaceae.
AGAGUAGUCGCUCUGCUUUGCUGGCUUUGAGCUCUCCCUUGUUGGUUUUUAUGGGUUUGUCUGCCGGGAGAAACGAGAGUUUCAUUUUGCCCAAUCGGUAGAGAGUGAUCGAGAACUAUUUUUUUUUUUCUUUUUCUUCCUGAGGCCCCCCCCCCCCCCUCUUGUUCAAUCUGUGCAUUACUUCCUCCAUUUCUCCACUAACGAAAGAUUAAAGCAGGAGAGAGAGAGAGAGAGAAGAAACGAAAAGAGAAAGAAAAGGAAGUCGUCGUCUAUUUGUAUUCGAUGGAUCUACAGAUCUAACGCUCUCGUAACCACAUGGAUUGACCUCUCUCCUUUCGGAUCCCAAUAGACUCCAGCUGUAGAACCGAGUAGCUGUCGACCAAGGAAGGAGAAAGCUCCAAGAAUAAGUGGAGCAGAAGGUAGGUCGACUUCUUUUUUGUAGGGGGGUUUGGAUUUCUGUUACAUCCUUCUCGGAUGUGGAGAAAUUGGAGGUUGGUUUGGGUGAGAUGAGGUAUGUUAUCGAGAUUGAUGAACUUUCUGAGGGCCUGUUGGCGGUCAUCGUCGGAUCGUUAUGCUCACACGAGCUCGGAUGCUGUGGGUCGACAAGAUGGGCUUCUAUGGUACAAAGACACUGGACAGCACUUGAACGGCGAGUUCUCAAUGGCCGUGGUUCAGGCCAACAAUUUGCUCGAGGAUCAGAGUCAAAUUGAAUCAGGCUCUUUGAGCUCACUAGAGUCCGGACCGUAUGGGACUUUCGUCGGGAUAUAUGACGGGCAUGGUGGCCCUGAGACUUCACGCUACAUCAAUGAUCACCUCUUUCAUCACCUAAAAAGAUUUACCACCGAGCAACAGUCCAUGUCAGUGGAUGUAAUACGAAAGGCAUUUCAGGCAACAGAAGAAGGGUUCCUCUCUGUCGUUACAAAACAGUGGCCGAUGAAGCCGCAAAUUGCAGCUGUUGGAUCUUGUUGCCUGGUUGGUGUGAUAUGCGGGGGAACCCUAUAUGUUGCAAACCUUGGAGAUUCCCGUGUUGUCUUAGGAAGGCUUGUCAAGGCAACCGGAGAGGUGCUGGCUGUCCAGCUCUCUGCAGAGCACAAUGCUGGCAUAGAAUCUGUGAGACAAGAGUUGCACUCUCUGCAUCCAGAUGACUCGCAUAUUGUAGUUUUAAAGCACAACGUAUGGCGUGUGAAGGGCAUCAUACAGGUUUCUAGAUCUAUUGGUGAUGUAUACUUGAAGAAGGCUGAAUUUAAUAGAGAACCUUUACUUGCUAAAUUUCGCUUGCGUGAACCAUUCAAACGUCCAAUACUCAGCUCUGAACCAUCAAUUUUAGUUCACCCACUGCAGCCACAUGAUCAAUUUCUUAUAUUUGCAUCUGAUGGGCUCUGGGAGCACCUAAGCAAUCAGGAAGCAGUUGAUAUAGUUCAAAAUCAUCCACGCAAUGGAAGUGCUCGGAGGCUUGUGAAAGCUGCGCUUCAAGAGGCAGCAAAGAAAAGAGAGAUGCGAUAUUCAGACUUGAAGAAAAUCGAUCGAGGAGUCCGCCGGCAUUUCCAUGAUGACACUACUGUUAUCGUUGUGUUUCUGGACUCGAAUCUUGUGAGCAGAGCCAGUACGGUGAAGGGUCCUACUUUGUCUAUAAGAGGCGGCGGGAUCAGUCUACCUGCCAACACCCUUGCCCCUUGUGCCACGCCCGUGGAACUCGCCACCACAUGAUAUGAAGCCAGGGUCCUUUUGUUCUCUUUGUUGUAACUUGUAAUAGAGGAUGGGGGCCCUACUACUCAUUCCCUGUGCAAAACUGUCAGGCAGCUCUCUCUCUCUCUCUCUCAAGUCUCAACAGUCAAACAACUCAACACUCAAUGAGAGGUAACCCAGUAGCAGGCCUUGAUUUCUGUACUGUAACAUUUUAACUGUGGGUUCUGAUAAAUGAGUUUAGCAUCUGAGCUAAAAUGGGGAAAAAGCCAAGGAAGUGGAGCUUCAAGAUGACAAUUAAAAUUAUUUCUUUGCAAGUUGGAAGAAAUCUUCCGAUCAUCUUUCUUUUGGUUCUGACGUUUGUACAUUGUGUGUAACAGCAUUCUUGGCAAUCCGAGUAUUUAUUUCCUUUUUUUUCACUAA